AUGGAGCCGGUUUCUAUAAAACGCUCGAGAAACCUAGUGACAAGUGUACGUGCCCCUGUCUCGAGCCACGAAGUUAAUAGCACUCAUAAAAUUGCGGCCACUGAUGGAAUCGGGUGGCCGGUCGACCACUUGAGCAAAGAGUGUUCGGGUUUCGAAGGCGGAUUAAGUGUCACUAGAAAAGGAAGCCCUUUCUCGCUUAUGUUCUGCACGUUCCAAACAAAAGAAAAUGAGAUUAUAUUGAACCUGGAGAAUGUUGAGCCAAUAAGUGACGCAAACUUUGCUAUUAAUAGUCCCGAGAAAAUUCCAUGCGCUCCAUGCAGCCGUGUUUUUGGGCAUGAAUUUUUUGUCACGGUGGAGAUACCUGUAGAAGAUGGUGAUUUCGGCAAAAUGAAAGUAUGGAAUAUGCAGAGAAGCUCAUUACUCCCUCCGAAGAGCAUGACCAGAUUGAACCACAUAUCGAUUACCGUCAAGCUCUUCAAGAACAUUACUACUAAAGAUGACAUGAUUGAAUUUGGACCAUUUAUAUGGAUGAUCGAGAUAUUUCGUAGGAUUAUUCCGUACAUUAACCUACGUCUGGGUCACAAACAGGGCCACCUGACUUACAAAAGGACCAAUAAACAAGAAGAGUACAAUCCUACAGCUACGUAA
Striga asiatica is the source of this 648-nucleotide messenger RNA. Lineage: Eukaryota; Viridiplantae; Streptophyta; Magnoliopsida; Lamiales; Orobanchaceae. The record is from the annotation of a GenBank genome assembly.